This is a messenger RNA of Trypanosoma grayi, 2535 nucleotides long. Its product is annotated as permease, family protein. Gene Ontology annotation, cellular component: membrane. The transcript has a single exon. Bases 1 to 2535 code for a protein of 844 amino acids. The record is from RefSeq and is a predicted model, not a curated record. NCBI's taxonomy places the organism in Eukaryota, Euglenozoa, Kinetoplastea, Trypanosomatida, Trypanosomatidae. Gene Ontology annotation, biological process: transmembrane transport.
AUGGGCUUCGGUGUGCCAUGGAAAAAACCCAAACUGCAGAGAGGCGAGGUAAUUCUAUCCAAAAGUGUCGCGCUUGCAGCGAAUGAUACCGUUGUCGGGGACACCGUUGUACUUUUUGCAGAUAUCAGUGGGCCACUUCGAGAAGUGGUUCAAGGCAUGCCCGACCUCGUGGGCAACCAGUACAGUAUUAUGCCGAUGAAGGUUGUCGAUAUUAUUGCUUUUGAUACCGCAAAGUUUGACGUGGUGGAUUUCAUCGUCAUGGAUUUUCACUCAAUGCUUGAUGUCGUCGCCGAGGGCUUGAGUCCAUCCGUGAGUGAGGCGACGCGAAAAGAAGUGGCGCGGAAGAACCCAAAAUGGUGUGCGACUAGCAUUCACUUUAAUCUCAAUCCACGGGCGCGAACGAAUGCGUAUAAGAGUUCAGAUUAUGCCACCGUACGAUACCACGUGACUUCCUGGGCCUCCACUAUAAUUGGCCCUCUUGGUUUCAAUCAGCUCACAGUAGACACGCCUAUUAUCCGUUUUUUGUCUUCAGUGAAGUUCUUCUCACUUUUCGUUGGGCUAAUCGCAUCUCUCAUGCUCCUUGCUUUGGCUUUCCUCAGCCUUGUGCUCAUUUACUCACUUCUUAAUGUGGGUGUGGAAACACGAGUGUAUGAAUUGGGUAUUCACCGUAUGCUAGGCUUCACACGGGAGAGUUUGGUGCUGAUGGUGCUAACAAACGCGUACUUCUUUACGAUACCAGCUUGGAUUGCUGGUCUCGCUAUUGGGCAGCUAAUAUAUCUUGGACUACGCUCCAUUGUCAGUGCCAUAAUUUCCGUGCAGCUCCCUCUGCUCGUUCCUGGGGAAGCAAUUGGAUGGGCGACGUUUGCUGGUCUAAUGCUCCCACUUAUUGGUUCAAUUCUUCCCAUUAUCUCGCUCGUCUCUCAAAAUCUCCCGGAUGCUCUGAAUUCUUCUCGUGGUAAGAAUUCGGGUGUAUUAUACAAAAUUGUGCGGGAGAGAGACGCAAGCGGGUUCGAUAUUACUAUGUUUGCUCUCGGGAUUGCUUUCGCUGUGUUUGGAUUCCUAUUGUAUUACCUUUUCCCCAUUGGAAUGGUGCAAUCGCAGCUUGCCUUGCUCUUCGGUAUAUUUUUGGGCGUCCUUAUUGGAAUGCUGACAGGUUUGGUGAUACUCUCCCUAAAUCUUGAGCGUCUUCUUCAAUCGAUGGUGUCGUAUCUCUUCCUCUUCUGGGAGGGCAGCGCAGUUUUCCAGGCGGUACAUGUUUGCUUGAAGGCACACAGAAGACGUAACCGUACGACGACGUUGAUGUACGCGCUCUCACUUGGGUUUGUUAUGUUCAUCACGAUUGCUGUUCAAUUACAACUUCGGUCAUUUCAGUACGAUAUGCGCAGAGCAACAGGCGCUGAAGUAGUGGUUUCAUCUGACUCACUGGCCUUAAGGCAUCUCGGGCCCUUUGCCAUGUUUGUGAAGACGCAACUGAGUGCUGUCACGGCGUUGACUUACCUUUCGCGGUCUAUCACUUACGGUAAGCCUCUGCAGAACGUCACCUUGUCAUCACCAGGGAGGUUUCGAACAGUAUUGGCAAGGGGUGUCCGCGGUGUUCCGCCCAACUUCUUUGAAGUCCUCGACAAGAAGUUCCUCUUGGUGGAUAGGUACAACCGGCGUAGCAGACAGUACUCUCUCGCUGGUGCUCUUUACACAGAAGGACGAAACCAAUUGAUUAUGUCAGCUUCAGCUUACUCAACGAUAAAUUCAAACUCACUUGAAGAUCCCAUGAUGCUUGUGACAGCGUUGACUACCAAUACUGUUAAGAAGACUGCAAAAAGUGUGCGAUAUGCAGUGCAGCCGUCUGCGGUGCUGAGUGCCGCUCCCCAUGUGACAAUGUCAAAGUUCCGUAGUGUGGAUUGUGAUGUUUUGGUUUCCUACCCUACUGCUCUUCGCGUCAGUUCAAUAGAUUACCUGAGUGUUCGCAGUAUUGCCUUGGAGUCCGUGACACUUCGAGUCCCUGAUCCACGUCGUUUGAGUUCGGUUUCUCGAGCGGUAAGCAAAUACCUAACGAAUAGCAGGUUUGAGUAUUAUUCGGUUCGUGACGAUGCAUCAACUACCGAGUACUUGAGCAUUGCAGAAAAUAUAAUGGGUUUCUUUUUCACCUUCACGCAAGUUAUGACCUUGGCAAUCUGCUUCUUUUCACUUCUCAGCAGUAUGACGGCAAACGUGAUGCAGUCGUCGAAAGAAAUAGGAAUUUAUCGCUGCAUUGGUAUGACAAAGUUUCAGAUUUACAGGAUUUUUGUGUGGGAAGCGUUUACCGUUGUUGUUGCUGCUGGGAUCAUGGGUGUUGUUGUAGGAGUGGUGGUGGGCUACACUAUGCAACUUCAGAAUUAUCUGUUUACACAACUGCCAGUGCCGCUUUCGUUUCCUUAUUUUCAGGUUGUGACCAUUGUCAUAAUGGCAGUUGCUGCGGCUCUUCUGGCAAGCUAUGGGCCCGUUGCGCUCUUAAUGCGUCUCCCAUCCAUCACCCACAUCCUGCGUCGUACAGUUUGA